AUGAAGUUCUCUACUCUGUUUGUUGCUUCCCUGGUGGGCCUUGCUUCGGCCGCGCCGAUGCAGAAGCGUACGAAUGACUGCUCCGACUCCAGCUGCUCCAGCUCGUCGUCGUCCGGCUACGACUCUUCUUCCAAGUCUAGCGACUCGUCCAGCUACGGCUCGUCGUCCAACUCGGGCUACGACUCCUCUUCCAAGUCGAGCUCGAGCUACGACUCGUCGUCGUCGUCCAACUACGGCUCUUCCGGCUCCGGCUACGACUCUUCUUCCAAGUCGUCCUCUUCUUCCGACUGCGGCUCGUCCGGCUGCGACUCGAAGAACCAGAGCACGUCCACCUCCAUGAUGUCUGAGAGCACCUCGACCAUGAUGGCCGAGAGCACCUCCACGAUGAUGAUGUCCGAGACCACGACGACCGCGGCCGCCGCUUACACUUCCUCGUCGUCCUCGUCGUCGUACAACUACCCCUCGUACGGCUCUGGCUCGUCCUCUUACGGCUCGAGCAGCAGCUACGACAGCUGUGUGCAGCAGUGCGUCUCCCAGUACGGCGCGCCGUCUUCCAUGUCGAUGCCCUCGUCGUCGAGCUCGUACGGCUCGUCCUCGAGCGACUCGAGCUCCAGCAACUCGUCGUCCUCCGACUCGGGCUCGUCCGGCUCAGGCGCCACCCACACCGUCAUCGUCGCACCGACGCAGGGUGUCCUCCGCUACGUUCCCUUCGCCGUGAACGCGUCCGUCGGUGACACCGUCAAGUUCGUCUGGAUGGCAGGCCCGCACACCGUCACCAAGAGCUCCGAGCUCGAGCUGUGCAACAAGACCGAUGACGCACCCUUCGCCUCCGGUGUCCAGAACGCGAGCUUCGUCUUCGAGCAGGUUGUCAACAACACCGACCCGACGUUCUUCUACUGUGGUGUCCCCAACCAUUGCCAGAAGGGCAUGUUCGGUAUCAUCAACCCGCCCAACGCCUUCGUCGCACCCACCUCGGUCAACAGCAUGAUGCCCGCCAUCGCUGCCAACAACUCGGGUACCGCCGCCGCCAUGUCUGCCAACGCUGCCAUCUCCGGCCCGGCCUCGAACUGGGGUGCCUCGAUCGACCUUGCCAAGAUGCCCGACUGGGCGAUGGGUCCCAUGGCUGACAACGUCCUUUACACUCGCUCGUUCAUGGCCGCCAACUCUGAGGCCAUCGGCGAUGACGGUCAGCUCGACUUCUCGCGCCUCGCCGCUGGCAGCAUGAUGGUCCCGCCUGACGUUUCGCUCGCUGCGUCGAGUGCCGCGCCCGCCAACGGUGCUGCCGCUGCUGGCUCCGCGAGCGCGUCGGCCGCCGGCUCUGCUGCCACGCCCUCGUCCACUGCUGCCAGCGGCAACCUUGCCACCGGUGGUGCCGGUGCGCUCGCGUCGCCCCGCGUCGGUGUUGCGAUCGUCGCCAUCGCCGCGGCGUUCUUCGCGCUCUAA
Molecule: messenger RNA, 1443 nt
Organism: Peniophora sp. CBMAI 1063
Lineage: Eukaryota; Fungi; Basidiomycota; Agaricomycetes; Russulales; Peniophoraceae
Source: the annotation of a GenBank genome assembly